Messenger RNA from Zasmidium cellare ATCC 36951, 1095 nucleotides. RefSeq lists its product as uncharacterized. The transcript has 4 exons. Lineage: Eukaryota; Fungi; Ascomycota; Dothideomycetes; Mycosphaerellales; Mycosphaerellaceae. Bases 1 to 1095 code for a protein of 364 amino acids. The record is from RefSeq and is a predicted model, not a curated record.
AUGUGCUACGAUGUGGACGACGGAUGGAAGGGACCGGCGCUUUACGAAUCGCAAGGGGAUCUGAAUAGGAUGCCUGGAACAGAAAACAUCACCAGCAGAACGACGGGCAAGCCAAGCAAAGAAAACGUCUGCCUUCACGAAAGAAGCAGAGAAAAGAGUGCAUCGCCACUCUGGCGAUCAAGGUUGACUACACCGUCCUUUGCUGGUCUCUCACUCCAGGAACUCUCGAGCGCUGAUGAAUACCUCGCUGGAAGCAGAAGCAGUUUCAUCGAACAAGAAUGGUUCCGGACUUCCUACCGGCUCCCCGUGCGACCUUGCGAACUCGAUCCUCCGUCACAAGGAUGUGUGAAGGAGCAUCACACAUCUACGACUGCUUCAACCUCCUUCGAUACCUUUUCCGUCGGCUUCUUCGCCGAUGCCACACCUCUUGCCGCCGAAAUGAUGACGAAUCUUCCUUACUCCUCGACAAGCCAAGUUAAGCAAGGAUACGUCUCAUAUAUUGGCAGAGCGAGUCUCAAGCCACACCCGCAGCGACGAGGAGCAAACAAUUGCGACUGCCAUCUUCGGGUACUGGAACGAGCAGAAGAGAGGUGUCACCCCCUCCCAGUUGGCAGAAGGAGCCCAUGGACAGGAUCUUUGCGAAUCGUGUGCGAGAUACUAUCUCCACAUUCGUCAUAUGAAUCCUUUGAUUCGGCGACACCAUCUACUAAAGACGAUGAGCACAAUGAAGAAUCUCAGGAGGAUCGAGACGCAAGAAACACUCAGGAGCACUCUCGAUCGCGACGACGACAGGCUACUUCUCCAGUAGAGGUUGUACCGGUGCCAAAUACCACGCGAGUGCCGACCGAUGGCAAUGCAGAUGAGCAUGAUGAUAUUGCGGGGAUCGGCAUGCCUUCGUGUACACGCUCGCCGACAAGUACGACAUCCCAAACCUCAAAGGAGAAGUUCCGCGACGAAGCGUUCUACUGCACUGCGAACCUCGAAACGCUACAUCUGUUUCUGAAGGUUGUGCCGUUCGUGUAUGAGCACACUGCGCCAGGAGAGACGGGCCUCCGAUCGUGCAUCGUCGAAGCCUGGCGUGAGAGAGCCGAAUAG